AUGCAAAGAUUUCUUCUUCUUCCGAACCACUUUUCGGGUUCUUGCUUGUCCGCAAACCAACAGCCCUUUUCUCACUUCUUGAUCCAAACCUGUGAUAGCUGCACUUUGAAUGCCACGGUACUGAAGAAGGCAGAAGAUCCGUUCGACUUUUAUAUCUUUAACUCUGAUGUCUUCAUUGUGAAAGAUGAAGUCUUGAACACGAGUGCCUUGCACAUCAACUUGACACGGAAGCCUGAUACCGGCUUGCAAGGCGACAUGGAACACCAAAGCUGCUUUCUGUACCCUGCAAUGGUCAACUACAGCCCGAGUCUCGACCUUGAUGGGUUUUUCCAAUUUCAAAACUCAAGCUGGAAAAGCGAUACAGCCGUUAGUCUACUGAACUUGAACCAAAUCGAUAUCUUUGAAACCAUCAGCACCAACCUCUACCAAUCAGCCUCUCUAGCCAGGUUCACAGGCAAUCCUGGGAGGUGGACAAUGAACAACGUAGGCUUCCUCUCCAACAUUUACUUUGCCACCGAUCCCGGUUUUCAAUCCAGUGAAGAGCCAGAACAUCUGAUGUACACCGACCCAAUGGACAACCUGAUCAACUCCUUCCGUGACCUCGCUCUUCGCAUGUCGGUCAGGGAGGCCCAAGAGAAGAACGACGGAAAGCUCUCUACCGAGCUAGUCGUGGCACAGAACGUCUCCUACGUCAGCAACACCACAAGGGCCGAGUAUGCAACGGACGAAGAUGCGUUAGCUCUGGGUGUGGUUGUCAGCUUGAUAGGGCCUGUAGCUACCCUUGUUUUGUUCUGGGGCUUUUGGAGGCUGGGGAGGAAGGUGACGAUGAGUCCCUUGGAAGUCAUCAAUGCGAUGUCUGUUUCGCCGGCCACCGGUGCUCAAAACGGCACGGAAGUGGCUGGCAUCUUUGCUGAUUCCAAGGGCAAUGUUGAGGGCGCGGCAGUGGCGGAUUAUGUCAGGAGCAAGGAAACUGCAGGAAGCGGGGAGCCGAAGUUGCAGUACGGUGUUGUGGAGGAGACUGGCCGGUUGGGCAUGGUGGUGGUAAAUGGGGUGCUUCCAGAGAGGCGGGGAGUCAGGAGGCCGAUGAAAGGGGAGGUGUUGUAG
This is a messenger RNA of Sordaria macrospora k-hell, 1104 nucleotides long. RefSeq lists its product as uncharacterized. The record is from RefSeq and is a predicted model, not a curated record. Lineage: Eukaryota; Fungi; Ascomycota; Sordariomycetes; Sordariales; Sordariaceae.